AUGCUUAAGUGGGUUCAAGGAGGUAUUUCAGCUGUUACGGGUAUUGCCGAGCCCGAGUAUGGGCCAGAGUUUAUCCAUCCUAUCACAGCAACUGUGGAGGGUAAACAACCGUUCGAGGAGGCGACCAGGGACGACUUCAAGUGGUUAUCUCCUAGCUCCACCAAUGUUGAGACACAGACUUUCUACUUUGACGAUCUGGAGAAGGGGUGGUUGGGUUUUGCGCAGGUUAUCCAUUCCAAUGUAGUUGGUAUCCACACCACUGCGCAGUUCACCUUUAAGAUCUAUGAUACCAAUACUGGGAAGCAGAUCUGGACGUCCACGAAGCUAGAAGAUUUCAUAAUCAAGGGCAACAACUUCUACGCUAAAGACUUACAGAUCGAGCUUGCGGAGGAUAAAGAUGAGUACCAUGUGAUCUCUAAUGUUACAGAGGAGUCCAAGGUUGAUUUGGUGUUUACCAAAUUGGCCCCUGCUGCAAAGAUUGGUAAAGACGGAACCACUAUCUAUGGAGAUAAUGUUGAGGAGCCUUGGGGAACAAUGAGACACGUUUUCUGGCCAAGAAAUGCCGUUAAGGGUAAGAUCACCUCGAAGGACCCAGAGACGGGCGAUUUUAAGGAGUUUGACAUUGAUGGAUUGUCGAUGUUUGUCAUGGCAAUGCAAGGUAUGAAGCCUCAUCAUGCUGCUGCCACCUGGAACUUCCUCAACUUCCACUCAAAGAGCUUGAGUGCUGUGUUGAUGGAAUUCACAACGCCAAAAUCCUACGCAUCGACAAAGGUGAGCAUUGCAUUUGUUGCAGAUGACAAGGAUAUCAUCAGUGCCUCGAUUCAUAACGAUGUUGAGCAUCUUAAGGUGGAAACUGACGAGGUCGGAUGGCCACAACCAGGUGCGAUCUCAUUUGACAUCCAUGGUAUCGAUCCACAUGCCACAGACGAAGAAGUUUCAAAGGGUGAAAAGACCAAAGAUGUUAAAGUUUAUGGUGACUUGACUCUCAUCGAAAGAGUUGACGUUAUGCAUGAGAUUCCAACCUUUGUGAAGAACAUUGUCAGUGGUGUUGCUGGAACCAAGCCUUACAUCUACCAAUUUUGGAACAAGAUGACCAUUGAAGCUGGUGAUAUCAAGGAAACCUCUUUAGGUUACGUCGAGACUACUUUUAUCACUGAGGCUUGA
This is a messenger RNA of Williopsis jadinii, 1164 nucleotides long. It is a transcript of the gene SVF1, whose product is annotated as Svf1p. Lineage: Eukaryota; Fungi; Ascomycota; Saccharomycetes; Phaffomycetales; Wickerhamomycetaceae. The transcript has a single exon. Gene Ontology annotation, biological process: response to oxidative stress. The coding region runs from base 1 to 1164 and encodes 387 amino acids. The record is from RefSeq and is a predicted model, not a curated record. Gene Ontology annotation, cellular component: cytoplasm.